CACGUUCUGAGCUUUUUCUUUACACAAAGUCGAAGCAUUUCUCAGAGGCAGAGUAACAGUCGUGAGUGUGAAGAUGGGGCACACUCUGCUCUGUGUGCUGGGGGUUUUCUCACUGAAUAUACUCCUCUACUGUGGACAUGCUCAAGAUGUUGUGCUGACCAUUGAACCAAACUGGUCCACUUUAUUUACCGGAGAGUCUGUUACCUUCAUAUGUGACAUGAGGAUGGGAAAAGACACCGACUGGUAUUACGUAAUCUACAGGAAUGGUCGAGAAUUUCUCCCCUUUGGCUCAGUUAAGAGAUAUACAUCACAAUCUCUGUCUACAGACGACAGUGGUGAAUACCAGUGCAUUGGUGAUCCCAAGCGCUCAGCAUAUUCAAGAAAAGAAAGUAAUAAAGUCUCUCUAACUGUAUCAGACAAAGAUGUGAUCCUGGAAAGUCCUGCAUCCACUGUGUUUGAAGGAGACUCAGUGACCCUGCGCUGUCGACAUCGUACUCAGACAAAGGAGAAGAAUGCUGUUUUCUACAAAGACGGAUCACCUAUUGAAACAGACACAAACCAUCAGUCAGCGAUGUCUUCAGAAAACACAUUUCAAGUCAUUUCAGAUGGGAGCUCUUACAUGUGUAAAUUUGAGGAUGAAGAAUCUGAACCAGUAAAACUCAAAAUGGAACCACAACCAAAGGCCAACCUGAGCAGAUACUUUCCAUCAGGGGGCAGUGUGACACUGACCUGCUCUGUGAGCCCAUCAUCAUCAUCAUCAUCAUCAUCAUCAUCAUCUGGUUGGAAAUACUUCUGGUACAGAGGCAAUAAAACCUCUGAACCUCUGACCACAAAAGAUGAUGUCUUCCUCUCAAAUGAAACAAUCAGUGUCUCACAGGGAGGACUCUACUGGUGCAGAGGAGGAAGAGGAGAUCCACUUUACUACACAGAGUACAGUGAUCCAGUCGUUACAAACAGAGCUGUUGUGACCCUGCGACCCAACUGGCCUGAGAUAUACUAUCUGGAGACGAUCGCACUUACAUGUGAACUUGAGGAUGGAGGAGACGCUGAGUGGGAGUAUGAGUGGACGACAUCCAGCUCAUACAGACCUGAAAAACAAAAGGAAAACAUGAUUAGAUAUGCUUCGUCAUCAUACAACGGAGACUACAGGUGUGUGGGCACACUGAAACAUGAAAAGUCUUCAACAGAGUGGAGUGAUGCUUUCACAUGGAGAGUAUCUGAUUAUAAACCUCAGCCUGUCCUCACUGUGUCUCCAUUAUGGCUGAGUCCUGGAGCCUCAGUAACUCUGAACUGCAGUGUUAAACAUCCAUCUGCAGGAUGGAGGUUCUUCUGGUAUAAGGCUGUUCCCAAACUGUCAGACAACUCCUACAGCUAUGAGCUGAUACCUGGCAGCAUCAAUGGGACUGAACAGGAUUCCUACAUUGUUGAUGGACAGACACACACAGCAGGAUAUGUGUGCAGAGCUGGAAGAGGAGAUCCAGUGUAUUAUACUCAUUACAGUGAACCUAAGUUUGUCUGGUCUGGAGAUUCUCAUUCAGCAGCGUCUCUCACAGUGAGUCCUGACAGAAUGCAACACUUCAGCAGAGAGCCUGUGUCACUGAGAUGUGAGGGAAACUCUACUGAGUGGAGAGUGAGCAGGUUUUCUGAAGAUGGCUACCCGAGACACUGUUCUUCUUCUUCCUCUUCUUCCUGGGGGACCAUGACUGGAUCCACAUGCAACAUGAGCCGUUACUGGCAGAGUGGAGUCUACUGGUGUGAGUCUGAAACAGGACAGUUCAGCAAUGCAGUCAGCAUCACUAUACAGUAUGAUGAUAUUAUCCUGGUGAGCCCUGUCCAUCCUGUUACUGAGGGAGAUUCUGUCACUCUUGGCUGCAAAUUGAGGACAGAAAAGGUUCCUUAUAAUGUGGAUUUCUAUAAAAAUAACAAACUCGUCCAAAAUGUUACUGGAGGGGAGCUGACUAUCUCUGCAGUGUCAAAGUCAGAUGAAGGCUUUUAUAAAUGUACAGGAAAAAAAUCACAAGGUUGGCAGAGUUUGACGUCACCAGAGAGUUGGAUGUCAGUAAAAUCAGCACCCAGGCUUGAAGGAAGCUCUCCAUUUCCUGUGCUGUUGAUUGUUGGGCCGGUUUGUGGAGUUUUACUUAUUCUUCUCCUGCUGCUGUUUCUGUAUCUCUACAGAAAGUCAAAAGAUUCAUGCUUUAUGAGGUCUCAGAGCAGCAGUCGGGGCCCUGCUACAGACCACAUGAUCAACCAGGAUGAAACUCAGCUCAAAGAAUAUGCUCCUCCUCUCCAUGGUGAAUCCAACGAUGUCACAUAUUCUGUGGUUGAGCUCAAAAACAUCGCUAAGAAGGGGAAGAAAACAGAGGAGCCAGAGGAGAGUGCAGUUUACUCAGAUGUGAAGAUAAGAUCAGCUACAGAUCAAUAGAGAGAUCUGCAUCGACAAAACCAGCAGAAUGGAUGAUAACAUGAAGAACUGCAUCAGUGUUUAACUCAAUGAUAGAAAAGGGGUGUCUUAAAGGAAAUGGCCACUUUAGAAUGAAAAUACAGACAGUACUUACUGACCCUCAUGCCAACAAGAAGUCCAGUGUAGUUUUUUAAUCCACAAAACUCGUUCGGGGUAUCGAAGGAUAACAGGCUGCCACGGCUUCAGGGCACUUGGAUUACGACGGACAAGCCGUUUUGACGUUUUUGAAAUGCAUCAGCGGAGUUUUAUUACAUUUUCAAAAUGUGGGCUCCAUGCACUUCAAGCGUAGCUGUUAUUCCAGCGAGCUGUUAUCCUCCUAAAGUGGCCAUUUCCUUUAAGGAAAAAAGGUUAGGAACCACUGCUCUAGGUUACCCAAGAAUAUCCAGCCUACUGUCCAUAUCCAAACCCUUCAGGGUUCUGCAAUUGAAAUUGUUAAAAAUAUUUGGGACUCUGGCUGGAUACCAGACUCACUUAUAAAACCCACGUGGAACACCUAUCAAGAAAACUGAAGGUCAAAAUUGGAUUUUUGUAUAGAAACAAAUCUUGUUUUUCUCCUGCUAGUUGAAAGACCAUUGUUUAAUCUACAGUCACGUCUGCUCCUGAUUAUGGUGAUAUUGUAUAUAUGCAUGCUUCUUCCUCCACCUUUGAGCCUCUUGACUCAGUGUAUCACAAAGCGCUGCACUUCAUCAUGAGAUUGUCUUUCAGAUGAGGUCAGUGUUUUAUAUGGAGUGCCUCAAGGGUCUAUCUUUGGCCCUCUUCUUUUUAACUACAUGCUCCCACUUGGUUUCAUAAUCUGUCAAUACAAUAUAUCAUAUCAUUCCUAUGCCGACGACACCCAGCUAUACAUAUCUGUCUCUGCUAAGCAUCUUAGUCCUGUAAAUGACCUCAUCCAGUGCAUUAAUGAUGUUAGGUGCUGGAUGACCAAAGAUUUCUUACAAUUUAAUGAUGACAAAACUGAAAUUCUUCUUGGUGGUCCAAAAGCUUUAAGGCAGCAGAUUAGUUCCCU
Epinephelus moara (kelp grouper) is the source of this 3467-nucleotide messenger RNA. Its product is annotated as Fc receptor-like protein 5. NCBI's taxonomy places the organism in Eukaryota, Metazoa, Chordata, Actinopteri, Perciformes, Serranidae. Gene Ontology annotation, molecular function: transmembrane signaling receptor activity. The coding region runs from base 74 to 2422 and encodes 782 amino acids. The transcript is spliced from 15 exons. Gene Ontology annotation, biological process: cell surface receptor signaling pathway. The record is from RefSeq and is a predicted model, not a curated record.